Molecule: messenger RNA, 660 nt
Organism: Durio zibethinus
Lineage: Eukaryota; Viridiplantae; Streptophyta; Magnoliopsida; Malvales; Malvaceae
Source: RefSeq, a predicted model, not a curated record
UCUCCCUUAGCCAGAUCGUUUGAUCUCUCUCGGAUGGAGAAACCGCUGAAACAGAGGAACAAGAUCCUGGCCUUUCUGCCAAAAGCUGCAUCAGCUGUCACUUUCCAAGUAAGCCCACCAAUCAGCCCUGCUGGUAAAGGAUCUCCAGGUCCGAUCGUAUCCUUGAUUCCCAAGGAGGCUCCAAGGAAGUCCAAGACUGGGAGCUUUGAUGCAUGGGAACCAGCCUCACCAAAAGUUUCGUGCAUGGGCCAAAUCAAGCGCAAGAAAGAGAAAAAAGAAACUGUCAGGCUCAGCAAACCUAAGCUAGCUUCUCAAGCAUUUACGGAUGAAGUGAAGAGGAAGCCUUUGGUUUUUGUGAUGCAUAAGGUUUUGAAAGGGACAAAGCGUGAUCAUAAAUCUGAUGUUUCCAAGGCAAAGGUUGCUGAAAGAGUUCCUUCCCUUGGCCAGAUGAAGCAAUUUUCUAGCGCACGUGGCACGUUGUCAGAUUUUGAUUGGAGGGCUUAUGAUGCAGCAGGGGGAACAGGCCCCGUAAGCAAUCCUUUGUACGAGGAAAAUGGAGUGAAAAGUGAAAAGGAAGAAGAGAUUGUUGUCAAUGGUGUUGGAAUAGCUGAAGAAACAAGAAAAGAAAAUUUGUGGAAAAGAAGAACCACAGCUCCUUGA